AUGUGCUCAGUAACCUCCACGUACUCUACCAAGUGUAUACAAAAACAAGCGCACAAAGAAGGAAUAUGGUGCUGCACAUGGGGUGAAAAUCGGAACAGAAAUAAACAGUACAUUAUUACAGGUUCUUUAGAUAAUGGCCUCAUCGCUUGGGAGUGGAUUAAUAGUCAGUUAAAAUGUCUUUAUCAAUUUGAAGGACAUAGAUUGGGUGUUAUUUCGGUUGACAUAAAUUCAACAGGUACACUGGCAGCAUCUAGCAGUCUUGAUAGCCAGAUUUUAUUAUGGGAUCUGGAAACAGGAAAGUUAACAAAAACAUAUGACGGUGAUCCAGCUGAUACCUGGACUGUUGCCUUCUCUCCUGAUUCGCGUUUCCUAGCUACUGGGAGUCAUACAGGCUGUGUAAAUAUGAUUAAUGUACAAACUGCUCAGAAAGAGGGUUCUAUUCAAUUAGAAGGGAAAUUUGUCUACAGCCUUGCUUAUAUCUCUGACGGAUCUAAGCUAGCUGCUGGAACAAUCAAUGGGCUUGUCAGCAUUUGUGAUUUAGAAACAGGGAGUGUUCAGUUUUUGGAUGGACACGCCACACCGGUACGUUCAGUUUCAUUUUCACCCGAUGGACGUCUAUUGGCUUCUGCAUCAGAUGAUAAACAAAUUAAAGUUUUCGAUGUGCGCGAUGGUCGACUGGUUAUCCCUAGUUUAAAUGGUCAUAAAGGAUGGGUUGUAUCAGUAGAUUUCGCUUCAGAUAAUCGACAUCUUGUCACAGCAUCCACUGAUUGUUCUGUUCGAAUCUGGGAUUUGGCAUCAAAAGAAGAAAAACAUUGUUUUAAUACACAUGAAGAUCAGGUAUGGUGCGCUCGUUAUAGUCCUCAAGGAAAUAAUAUUAUAUCUGUAGGAGAUGAUAGAUCUAUCAUGAUUUAUCAAUGUGCUUAAUAUUAAAAAUAUUUUUAUACUUAUUAUUAUUAUUAUUAUUAUUAUCAGUCAUUAUGACAUCGUUUAACAGUAUUUAUUAAUAGUACUGAUAUGCAGUCAUCAAUCUUUUUUUAUUCCUUUUUUUAACAAAUCAAUAAGAUUCAAGUUUCUUAUUUCAUAUGAUAUUUCGUCAGACACCAACCCAUUAGGGCUGAUCAGACUUCCAAGAUAAGUGAAGUUGUCAACGCGUUCGACUUCUUCACUCCAUAUCCUUAGUUCAGGUGUUGACACAGAUCAGUUCUGAAGCAACAACUUGCAUUUAGAGGGAGAGAAGUGCUAUCAGCUCUGAAGACCAUGAUCAACCUCCCUCUGGCCAUACUGCAUUCGAUCAUUAAUAGAGUUUGACACUUGAAACUGUACUGUAAAUACUAC
Messenger RNA from Schistosoma intercalatum, 1335 nucleotides. NCBI's taxonomy places the organism in Eukaryota, Metazoa, Platyhelminthes, Trematoda, Strigeidida, Schistosomatidae. The record is from the annotation of a GenBank genome assembly.